AUGGUGGCGGAAUUUUCUGGUUCAGGAGGUCUUUUCCGUUAUGAGGCAAGACAAAUCCUUUACAUACCUCUCUCUUUUCGCAGCCCCGCUGAUGAGUUAAUAUGUAAUUAUAAGAAAAAUGGCAUUUACUCCGUUAAAUCUGCUUAUCACAUGCUGAUGCACGACAAACGCAAUAAAGCUCCGGGCCUCUCCAAUGUUUAUCAUCAGAAGCUUUGGCAGAAAAUUUGGCUGUCCCAUUUGCAUCCUCGCGAUCAUAACUUUCUUUGGCGCCUUGCAAAGAAUAUCCUUCCUACAAAGGCUAAUCUCCAAAAGAAAGGCAUCUCUUUGGAUACUUCAUGUCCUCUCUGCGAAGCAGCCACCGAGACGGCACACCACCUCUUUCUUCAUUGCGAAUAUACUAGGUCAGCUUGUUUCUCUUCCAAUUAUGGUCUGCGAGUGCCUUUAAAUUCAUACUUAAAUGAUUGGAUUUCUUGCUGCUUGGAGGAUCCGAGUAGUGUUAGUGACCAACUCAAGUGUACAGUUCUAUGGCAUUUAUGGAAAGCAAGGAAUCUUCUGGUGUACCGACAAAAGUUUACGGAUCCUCGGCUGGUAGCGAAAGAGGCCAUGGAAUCUGUCAUAGAAUUUAACAAGUUUAACCCUUGUAUCAAAGCUAAGCCUCCUGCUCAUAAUCUGUUGGAAGUUCCUAUUAGUUUUGAGGUUUGUAUUCUGCAAGUUGACGCCGGUUGUUUUGAUGAGGGAUUCAUUUCCUUUGGGUGUUUGCUUAGGAAUCAGGCUGGUCGUGUGGUGUCGGCGGCUUGCAAGUGGGAAGAAAUGUCUGCUAACCCUGUGACGGCUGAGACUUUAGCAAUUCAUUGGAGCUUGCAAUUGGCUAAGGAGCUCAAGGUGGAAAGGAUUUUAGUCCAAUCUGAUGCACUAUCAGUUGUGAAUUGUAUAAUUUCCUUAUCUUUGCUGACCGAUAUCGACCAUGUGGUCCUCAAUUGUCAAACCUUUCUUAGGAGUUUUAAAUUUGCUUCUGUUGUUUUUAUUAGUAGAGCCUUUAACUGUGAUGCUCAUAACCUUGUCGGUUUGGGCAAGCGUUUGGGUUCGAGAACCUGGCUUGGAUUGCCUCCGAAUUGUAAUUCUAUUUCUGUUUGCCCUUCGGUGGCCUCUUAA
Vicia villosa (hairy vetch) is the source of this 1152-nucleotide messenger RNA. RefSeq lists its product as uncharacterized. The transcript has a single exon. The coding region runs from base 1 to 1152 and encodes 383 amino acids. NCBI's taxonomy places the organism in Eukaryota, Viridiplantae, Streptophyta, Magnoliopsida, Fabales, Fabaceae. The record is from RefSeq and is a predicted model, not a curated record. Gene Ontology annotation, molecular function: nucleic acid binding; RNA-DNA hybrid ribonuclease activity.